CGGACACAACAGCGUCUGGCCGCAAUCGGCUUUGUUGUUCAAAAUGGCGUUUACAGACGACUUGCUGUUAAGAGUGUAGCGAAUAUAUUUUCACUCAGUUUCCAAGAUUUAACCCCGUGAGGUUCUUGGCUGAGUAGAGCCUUUGAUCCAAUGAUGUUAGUGACAGAUAUGGCAGGUCCUGGACUUUGGGUGUUGUGAUAAAAAGAGCACCUACCACUAUGGCAGAUUCUUCACCACCAUUUCAAGAUGGAGGAGAAUUGGGACAAACCAAGUGCAAAUUACCAGAUCCAUUGGCAUCUUGUCAUGAAGACUCUUCAGACCAAGGGCCAGCACUACUUGAAGAUCUACAGGAACGAGGACCAAUGCCCUCGAAAAGCCUUUCAGAGCAAGGACCAAUGCUCUCGGAAGACCUUUCAGAGCAAUGGGAACAAGCACUGUCUAAUAAUGCACUUAAACGUGAUCUUACACUGCCGCUUCAGACACCAAUUAUAAGCGCUGUCCCAUCCAUUUCACCGCAGUUGCGACCUGAUCACUUGGUACCGCUUGAUAUUUCUAGCAGUCAGCCAUCUGAGGUAGCCUCACGUGAUUCAGAAACUAAAUCAGCUGUAAAUGAAGAUGCACAAAUUAAUACUUUAGUUUCUCUGCAACAGGCAUUGGAAGAGGUUUCAGAACCUCUUGAGCUGGAGCCAUCUUUGACUUCAGUUUCCUCAGUUAAAAUAGGUAUUAGUGAAUUUAACAAGACAAAUCCAUUUUCUCUGCCUGAAACAUCAGCAAAAGUGCCAGAUAAAUCUUCAUCCUCAACAGAGAAGUCAAUAGUUAUAGCUGAAGCCAUGACUGAGAUGUUGGCAGAUUCUGUUGCAUUCCCAGCUAAAAAAGAAGGAACUGUUGGUACUGCUUUACCUGAAAAACAAGGUGAACUUGCAGGUAGUGAAUUUACAACAUUUUCUGCAGCUAUAGCUGCAGGCGAGAAAUGUUCAUCGGUGGUUUCAGCCCUAACUGAAAAGUCACCGGAUGAAACUGAAGAAUUAACUGAAACUUAUGAAAAAUUGCUCUCGGAUAUUUCAUUACAAUCGGAAAAAAUACUACCUGAUGACAUAGACCCAUUGCAAAAAUGCUCUGUAGUUGAUGUGAUGCCAUCUAAGCCAUGUCUCACGUUGGAUACUGUUGAAGAACCUCAUUUGUUAAAAUUCUCCUCUCCAUCUGAAGGUGAACUGGAAUCGCCUUUAGAUACAAGGGAGGAGCCAGCAUCACUGCCCAUUGUAUUGUUUGACCAUCCAUCACCACUGCCUUCUGUUUCAACAGAUGUGAUAUUCCCUCUUCCUUCAACCAAAAAUUCAUCUUCGUCUGUUAUUACUGUUGACACCAAGUUACCAUACUCAUCAAAACAGUCCUCAGAAACUCAUAUUAGUACCCCUCUAAUGCCUUCCCUGAAGGAAAAGGCUGAAUUGACUCAAAUUGGUUCAGAGUCCAGUGGCAGUCAGGAUGUCCAGGAGUGCUUCAAUAUUAGAAGCAAAAAACAGGAUUACGUGUGUGGCACAGAAGAAGGUUGUGAACUAAAUUUACAAGCAGAUACAUGUAUCAGCUUGGAUGAAAAGCUUGAAAGUGAAGGAGCUUCAUGUGUGAACAGAAUUUUAGAUGAUUCCUCAGUUGUAAAUAGUGAACAAGAAAUGCAAGUUGAUGAAUCGGGCGAAUGUUGGAAUGAUGUGGACUCUUCUCGAGAAGAAUCAGCCAUGGAGACAAUGCCCUUAAUAGUUGAUACACACACUUUAAGCCAAGAUGAUGAUGAACAUUCAACUGUCAUUUCAAAUAAUGCAGUUAGUAGUCAUUUAAUAUCUUCGUCAGUAUUAUCUUCACCGCAGUCAAAUGUUUCAAAUGUGUGUACCAUGCCAUUACUGGGAACAGAACCUCUCCAGCCAGUUACAAUUGGCAGUAGCUUACAACCUUUAGAAGAAGUUCAAGAAGCCUCUGUGCUGGAUGAUCCGUCCUUUGCUGCUGAUCUGACCUUAAUAGACAGCAGUGCAGAUGAAGCAGACAGUAUAGGGGGUUUGGUGAUUAACAGUGUAAUUGGUGCAGCUGAUGGUGUAGUUGAUUUUCAUCCUGAUGAGGAAAUGGAAACAGACAGAGAGUUGACUGACAUUAGUGCUUCUGCACCACAAAUAGUGGAAGAUGUUUGUGAUAAUGAUUCUAAUGAUGAUAAUGGACCUAGUGCCAAGAGGAUGAGAUUUGAAAAUGGAGUUAGUGAUUUGGAUAAUAAAGCGCAGGGUACAAAGAAAGUUAUUAUUAGAGUUACACCAGUGAAGAAUGGACAUGGUCUUUGGGAUUCUCAUAAACUACAAGAAGUAUUGCUAGCAAAGGGUACUAUAUUGUUAAGACUUCAUGCGUCAACGGAUGUUUUAGAAAUGUUUGAAACCGAUAAGGAUGAGAAAGAAGUUGAUUUUACGGGCAUAAUGGCUGAUUCCAAAGAUGAAGAACAUGACCACAUUCUUGGCCUUGCAAACCUGGAACCUGAUGCUGAUGUGUAUGAUCCUCUUGCAAUAGUUUCUACACAUUCUGUUGAUCAUGCCUCGCCACCACAUUAUAGUCGACCCUUCCCCCACAACCGAGGUCGUUCUACUGCACUCCAGCCGGCCAUGUCAAGGCCAGGAUUCAGACACCUACAAUCUCCUCCUCAUCCACACUACUAUAUGAAGCAUGAAGUGUUGGGACUCCCCCCACCCCUCGAGUUUGAAGAACCGCAGCUAGGAACAACAGACUGGUCAGGGAAGGAAUACUACGCUGGACUACUGCUUCAGAGGAAGGCUCCCACACCCUCCCAAUACCCUGCCAUGCCCCCAGCACCACCACCACCACCCAGGGGACGCAAGAGGGGACGCCCUCCCUUGUCCAGUCGAAGGGGAUUCCCUCCCAACACUCCAAGAGGCAGCCCCUCUAAGGCCCGGUCACAAGGAAAGCGUCAUCCUGAGCCCAUCAAGUUCCGGCCCCCUACACCGCCCCAUCAUCUUUUCCUUUCCUCUCUCUUCAGACUGAGCAAGUCUGUCAAUUUUAUAAAAAAUGAUAUAAAGAAAACUGCCAAAAUUGGCGGAGAUUCAUUGAGGCGGGAUGUUUUCUCUCCUGUUGAUGGAAAGAAAGGGGCAAUUUCAGGUAAAUACAAUGAGAGGGCUUGGGAGGAGGAUGACAUCAUUGUUACUGAAUCUCAACCACACAUCAUAAAACAUGAAAGUGAUGAUGAGUAUAUUCCAAACCCUGAUACUUCUCUAAAAAGGUUUCUGAUUAAAUUACCCUGUGAUUUUUGUAACCUUGUUUUUAGGAAAAGAUCAUCACUCCUAGCUCAUUUAAAACAUAAACACAGAGGCAUGCAGCAGUGUCCCAUUUGUAAGGAGAAAAUCAAAGUGAAAAGCAAGUAUGGCAUGAGGUUCCACAUUCUUAAGAAUCACAGAGAUCAGCCUCAUAUUCAGUGUAAAAAGUGUGGGGAAUCCUUUAAGCUACAACAUCACUUGACAAAUCAUGAGCGGCUGAAACACGAACUGAUGGAGAGUGACGAUGAUAGUGAGGAGAAGAGAAAAGUUGUAGCGCUUGAAAAGGAAAUAGCACAAGAGAAAGAGGCCAUUGCGAGGGAAGAACAAGAGAGAAAGGAAAGAGAGAAAAUGGAAGGAGAGAAAAAAGAGAGAGAAGAAAAGGAGAAAAGAGAGAGGGAGAAGAGAGAGAGGGAGAAAAAGGAGAGAGAAAAGAAAGAGAAGGAGAAAAUGGAACAAGAAAGGGAAAGAGAAAAAAUAGAAAAGGAAAAGCGAGAAAAAGAAAUGAAGGAGAGAGAGAGGAAAGCAAAGGAAGAAGAACAGAGAAGGAAAAAAAAUGAACAGGAGAAACGAAAGGGAGAGCAAAAGAAAUCUAGUAAAGAUGACAACGACCAUAAAGAGUUAAUGGAUAAAGGGGCAAGUGUGAAUGGAAAAGGGAAAGCAAAAUGUGCACAGAGUGUUGCUUCAUUCCCUAAAGGUGGAAAUGUUAAGAAUGUCAAGAAUCUACCCCAUGGUAAAGUGAUGAAUGUGAGACCUCCAAGUAAGGCAGCAGUGUCCAAGGCAGUCACAUACCCACCUAGACCGCCGACAAGAGUCACACGAAGUAAACCCCAAGUAAAAUUGGCAGACAGUGAAGAGGAGACAAAAAGUGAAAGUGAAUCGGAGGAAGAGGAGGGUGAUGAUGACGAUGAUGAUGAUGAUGACACCGACAACGACGACGAGAGCACUACAUCAUCAUCAGUAUCAGAAGUUGAGGAAGAGAAACAGUUUUCCUGUGAUAUUUGUAAUAUGAGCUUUAGUCAUUUGGUCAAGCUCAAACACCAUCAGAAAAAUGAACACUCCAGAGCCACACGAUCUCAAGUGGCAGCUAAAGCUCAGGAGACUAAAGAAGAGGAAGAUGAAGAGGAUGAGGAAGAUGAAGAAGAGGAGGAUGAGGAGGAGGAGGAGGAGGAGGAGGAUGAGGAGGAGGAGGAACUGAGGAAAGAAAGGGAAAGGAAGGAGAGAGAAAGAAAGAAGAAGGAAGAAUCUCUCACCUGCAGAGUUUGUAGUAAAGUGUGUCGUAGUGAGUACCAGCUAAAUCUUCACAUGCCAGCACAUACUACCACAAGAAAAGGGCAGGUGGUGAAAAAACCAAUACCAAGCAAGACAACAAGCAGUGCAGAAGAGAAGGAAGAAAAUAAAUCGCACACACCUUCAGACAAAGCAAACAGUGAGACUGUCAGAAUUUUAAGAAGCACACCACAAGGUACUGGCAAAUUAACUACUUCAGACACCCAUGAAAAAAAUAAGGAUCAUUUAUCAAGAAGUAAGGGAACAGGUGGAGAGAAUUUGGAGAAAAGUAAGGAUCACCUAACAAAGGGAAAAGGAACAGGCAAUGAGAAUCUUGAAAAAAAUAAAGAUCAACUACCAAGAGGAAAAGGAACAGGUGGAGCAAAUUUUGAAAAAAAUAAGGAUCACCUAGCAAGAGGGAAAGGAUCAGGUAGUGAAAAUCAUGACAAAAAUAAAGAUCACUUAACAAGGGCAAAAGGAACAGGUGGGGAGAAUAUAGAGAAAAAUAAAGAUCAUGUAACAAGAGGCAAACCAGACCCACACAAAAAGGGAGCAGCAGGAACAGCAGUAACCAAAGAAAAGCAAGUUCCAGUCUCGAAGGAAAAAUACGAACCUCCAAAUAAAGAUAAAGGUGAAAAAAAUGAACGGCCGUCAUUCCUGUUGAAAGUUGGCUCUUUAUUUAGGUGUACAAAGUGCAAUAUUACUUUCAAUAGAGAGAAAUCCAUGACCUAUCAUAUGAAGAAGAUUCAUGAAACACUUUACCCAUUCAGAGGUUGUGAACAUUGUGGCAAGAUAUUUCGAAGCUGUGGACCUUACAAUAGACAUGUUAUCAUUCAUAAGGUUCAUCGUUGUCCAGAAUCAAACUGCAAGGCCAAAUAUCGUAAAAUGCUUAGGUUGAAACAGCAUCAAAAGAAUGCACAUCCGAAUAAACCAUACCGAUGCCCGCGCUGUGUGUCAAUCUUUGCCAAAAGAUCUGAACUCGAGAAGCACCAAGCUGCAAAACACCCAAAGGUGCCCAGUGAGGAUGAAGAUGAAGGUUCUGAAGAGGAAGACGAGGAGGGAGAGGAGGAGGAGGAGGAAGAGGAGGAAGAAGUGAUGGAGGAGGAAGAGGAAGAUGAGGAUAAAGAUGAACCAAGAAAUGAAGAUAAGAGUGAAGAUGAAAAGAAAAAAAAUGAAGAGCAGGACAAUGAAUCUGAUGAUGAUGACAGUGAAGAAGCAAGUAUUGUGUUUAGAAGAAGGGCUCGGUGUGUGCCAAUAUCUUACAAAGAGCCAGAAGAUGAAGAAGACUUGAUUCCCUUGAAAAAGGGCCCAGAUAAAAGAAAAUAUUUGGAUAGCAAUAGUUCAGAAAAGAGAAUCGUUAAUGAUAAAAGAAGCAUUGGUGAAAAGAAUGUUAGUGAUGAAAAAAAUUCUGAAGCUGAAAAAAGAAAAAGAUUGAAUAAUACAGUUGAAGAAAUUGAAGUAAAAAUUGUUAAAGUUGAGGAACAAAAGAUAGAGAAAAUUGAGAAAGACAAGGUUAAUGAUAGUGCUUCUCUGUCGGAUGCUACGUCAACUGAAGAAGAUGCUUCAGCAGUUGAACCAUCAGCUCAAGAUAUGAAGCAAGGGAAAAAAACACCCAAAAAACUCCCAUCGCCAAGUAACAAAAAAGUCAAUCUCAGUUGGACUGCAGCAUUGAAAGCUCAGAUACAAGCUUCCAAAUCAGGACCCAAAAAUACAUCAAAACAAAAGAAAGGAAAGAAUAAUUCUGCUAAAGUGAGACGAAAACUCAGCACUGGGUCCGGUGGACAGAAUCCAGCUCAGGGCUCAGAAUUAUUGUAUGGACAGGCUGGCAUGCCCCAGGAUUCUCUGCCAUAUCCUGGUUACUUGGUUGGAGAGGAUUCAAUGUUUAGCUUAGAUGAUAGUUCGCAAAUGGACAUAAUGGGUGACUAUUAUGGUGCACAGUACCCUCCCAGUGAAGAGAUAAGUGACUUUGUACCUGAUGAUGAUGAAAGUGGACCUGCAAAAAUAAUAGGUUUUGAUUCAUUUUAAGUGGGAUUUGUAUAGUUCUUUGAUCAGAUGAUACCUCAUGACAUUAGUGAAGAGACUUGUAUAGUGCAAUAUUAAUUCUUGUAUAUAAACUUUAGGUAGGAUAUCUGUAAUCAUUUGUGUAAUGUAUUAAAAGAACUUCUUCCCGUGAAAUGAACACUUUUCCCGUGAAAUGAAAAUUUUUCCCGUGAAAAGAACACUCCAGAACAUGCCAAGUCGUGAAUGGGUUUGUAUUUUUUUUAAGAUGUAUAUGUAAAUAUUUUUGAAAUGCUUUUGACAAAAAUAAUUUUGGUAUGUAUAAUAUAUAAUGUAUUUAAAUAUUUGAAUGAAAUUUAGAAAUUUCAGUUGAUUUUUUCUGGAUUCUUUUAAGGAAUUAUUUAUAUUUGUAAUGUACCGGUACUUCUUAUCUCUACAUAAAAUAAAUGUCUUCAAAAUUUUGAUAAA
This is a messenger RNA of Procambarus clarkii (red swamp crayfish), 7028 nucleotides long. Lineage: Eukaryota; Metazoa; Arthropoda; Malacostraca; Decapoda; Cambaridae. The record is from RefSeq and is a predicted model, not a curated record.